UCAGCUUGCACAACACUCUCAAACCUGGGUGCUAAUAAGAUGCUGCUGCUUCUCUGCAACACCCUUCUGAUCAUUCUGGCUGAGCAGCUGCCCUGCAGGGCACAGAACCAGGGGCAGGUGUCGGCCCCAGGGGCCGGUAUGCCCGGUACGCCCGUAGCCGAGCGCAAGCAGUACUGCCGCUGGCCCUGCCGGUGCCCCUCCAGACCCGUCUGCGCGCCGGGCGUCAGCAUGGUGCUGGACGGCUGCGGCUGCUGCAAGGCCUGCGCCCGGCAGAUCGGCCAGGCCUGCAACGAGAAGGACGUCUGCGACCCCCACAAGGGCAUGUACUGCGACUUCUCGGCCGACCGGCCGCGCUUUGAGGUCGGGGUCUGCGCCUACAUGAUGGGUGUAGGGUGUGAGCUGAACGGGGCCUUCUACGACAACGGCCAGGCCUUCCAGCCCAGCCCGCUGUACAAAUGCACGUGCAUCGCUGGCACCAUCGGCUGCAUGCCGGCGUUCGUCCAGAAGCCUGCCGGGCUGCUCGGCCCCGCCCCUCUCCGCGCAGCAGGGCCGCCGGGCUCCCUCCGAAGCGCCGGGUCCGCCAAAAAGCACCAGCAGGACACGACCUACCAGGCCAUGCCAGCUUACAGGGAUCGUCCUUUAGCCUGGAAGAAGAACUGCCUGGUCCAGACCACGCCCUGGAGCCCUUGCUCUCGCACCUGCGGCCUGGGCAUCUCCGUCCGCGUCAACAACGACAACGGGAAGUGCGAGAUGAGGAAGGACCGGCGGCUCUGCCUUCUCAGGCCGUGUGAGAAGAGCGUCAUCAGGAGCGUGAAGAUACCGAAGGGGAAGACCUGUCGGCCCAAGUUCCAGGCCAAGAAGGCGGAGAAGCUGACCCUGUCCGGCUGCUCCAGCAAGCAGGCCUACCGGCCCAUGUACUGCGGCGUCUGCAGCGACAAGCGCUGCUGCGUGCCCAACAAGUCGCGCAUGGUGUCCGUGGACUUCAGCUGCGGGAAGGGCGGCAGCGUCCGGUGGAAGAUGCAGUGGAUCACCUCCUGCGUGUGCCAGAAGAAAUGCAACGACCCCGGGGACAUGUUCUCCGAGCUCCGGUUCCUCUAGGCCUCGGCAACCCAACUUCAACGAUUUCCCCUUCCCCAAAAACAGACAAACAUAUCAGGGUUAGGCUAAUCUGUGGGGUUUCUGAAAGCUAUAGGGCAAUGCUUCUUCAGCCCUGGUCCCGAAGAACCACAGGCUGCUGGUUUUUGUUUUCACCUUAAAAUACGUAACCAAUUCAGACCCAAAAAACCGGGUAAGGUAAGUUAACCGUGGAAUCGACUGCUUCCAUUGGUCAGUCAACGGCUGGGUGGCGAAGAAGAUACUGUGGCUCUCCAGGACUAGGGUUGAGGACUUCUGUUCGACACAAUAAAAAAUAUGGGAUGGACUUGGAGCUGAACUGACCAUGACAAUAAUGCAAUUUUUUUUUGAAAGGGCAUUCAGUGCUUGAAAUAGGAUAAACCCAGUUUGCAUGCUCAUAAAAGAUCAUUUUCAGGGAAAAUGAAACAAAAGUUUGAAACAACAGUCUCCUUGAUUAGAUAGAACGCAUCUUGUAGUAUAAAAUUUCAUGAGGCAGAUGAGAUUGCUUUAGACAGACACCCCUUUUGCCAGUAUAAAUGGCAGAGAUAUUUCGAACCAAUUCAAAAUGUUAGACACCGACACACAAAAGUUAAAUCUGUAGUACUCAAUGAGCAUGGCUAUGAACAUAGCCAAUUCCUUUUUCUGUAGACUUAAAAAAAGGAAAAGAAUGAAUUUAUGAUAUUUUUCAGUAUUUCAAAACAAAUUUCCUAUUUCCCGACAGUUUACUUCCCAAGUUUUCAAAUCAUCCUGUAACUUGAAUAUACACGACAAAUUUAAAUAGCUAUUAAAUUAAUUUCUGGAACAGA
Messenger RNA from Anguilla rostrata (American eel), 1919 nucleotides. RefSeq names its product cellular communication network factor 6 (gene ccn6). Gene Ontology annotation, molecular function: integrin binding; heparin binding. The transcript has 5 exons. The coding region runs from base 40 to 1098 and encodes 352 amino acids. The record is from RefSeq and is a predicted model, not a curated record. NCBI's taxonomy places the organism in Eukaryota, Metazoa, Chordata, Actinopteri, Anguilliformes, Anguillidae. Gene Ontology annotation, cellular component: extracellular matrix; extracellular region. Gene Ontology annotation, biological process: signal transduction; cell adhesion.